AUGCUUCUUAUUCUUUCUGAGCAGCAAAAAGAACAUUUGAAGUUCUUAACAUCUUUGGAACUCGAUGUGGUCCUUGAGUUUGCCCGAAUAUCCCUGGAUUCUAUUCUCAAAGGCUCUUCGAAUCCCAAAAUCUUCCAAGCGGCCGCUCAAAAGCUCGCUGUUGAAGUGGACACCGUGAAAAAUGGAAUUAGUGGUUUACAGCAUGUCUUCACAGAGAGUUCUCGCUUGAUGGUCGGCGAAAUUGAUUUUCAAGAUUCCAUCAUGACACUUGGUUUCUCCGAAGAAAUGAUCGGUGCAUUGUUGAAGAUGUAUUUGGAAAAUCGCAAAGAAAUUAGGAACAUCUUGGGAGAGAUGAGCUUGCGAACCCCACAUUACCACGACCUGGAAUGGAGAUUCGAUGUAGAGCUUGCCAGCAGGUCACUGCAGCAUCAGACAAACCCUGUGAUCUUUAUGAGGUUGCAUACAAAACAGGGAGAGAAGAAGUCCGCAGACAUAUUUCAAACUGAUCCAGUGAACUUGAUUCACCUUACUUCAGAGUUGGAAAACGCAAUGCAAGAAAUGAAAACUGCUCACUGCCGAAGAAUUGUUAGAAAUAUAAAAUGA
Messenger RNA from Pocillopora meandrina, 603 nucleotides. The record is from the annotation of a GenBank genome assembly. Lineage: Eukaryota; Metazoa; Cnidaria; Anthozoa; Scleractinia; Pocilloporidae.